This is a messenger RNA of Fulvia fulva, 3483 nucleotides long. RefSeq names its product DNA repair protein rhp42. The record is from RefSeq and is a predicted model, not a curated record. Gene Ontology annotation, cellular component: nucleotide-excision repair factor 2 complex; cytoplasm; XPC complex. The coding region runs from base 1 to 3483 and encodes 1160 amino acids. NCBI's taxonomy places the organism in Eukaryota, Fungi, Ascomycota, Dothideomycetes, Mycosphaerellales, Mycosphaerellaceae. Gene Ontology annotation, molecular function: single-stranded DNA binding; damaged DNA binding. Gene Ontology annotation, biological process: mismatch repair; nucleotide-excision repair. The transcript has a single exon.
AUGCCUCCCGUCGGCUUCCGCAAACGCGAGCAUUCGCCAGCACCAACGCCACCAAGUAAGCGUCAAGCAACAUCAAAGCCUGCUGCGAAACGGGGCAAAGCAACGCUUUUUGAAGCAGCAGAUACACCGCAGAAGCCGGUACGAUCUGUUGAGGAGACGAAACAGCUUUUAGACGAGAACAGCGGCGAUGACGAAUCCAGCCAAGUCGACAGCGAUGAGUUCGAAGAUGUCCCACCCGCCAAGAAGCGCAAGACGUUGCCGACAGCUGAGGAAGAAGAGGGUGGAGAUGAUGCGAGUGAAGAUGAGAUGGACUGGGAGGAUGCCAUUGGUGCUGGGCCAUCGAAUGUAUCAAUGGAGUCGAAGCCCGAGCCAGAGAUUGGUGACAUCUCAGUCUCGAUGAAGGAUGACGGCACCCAUGAGGAUCCUCUGGUUUCGCUCGCUACUGGCAAGAAAGGGCCAUCGAAGCGGGAGAGACAGGUGCGGAUCUUGACACAUAAGCUUCAUGUUCAGUCGCUCAUGUGGCACAACACCGUUCGGAACUCGUGGCUGAACGAUAAGGAGGUGCAGAAGACUUUGGUCGAUAGCCUGACUGAUGGCGUGAAAGGGGAAGUCACGCGUUGGAAAGAGGCGAUGGGUACGCUGAGCACGGAAGAGCUGGAAGCGAAGAAGAGAGAAACGGCUGCGAAGAAUAGGCGGAAAGGUCGGAAAGGCAAGGACACCAGCAAGGCACGGGACUGGGGAUACCAGGCACAGCACUCGGAGCAGGGUGUGCCGAAUCUGAGUGCUGGAGAUCCAUUGCUCAGGUUGCUGAAGGUGUUGACUGCGUACUGGCGCAAGAGGUUCACAGUGACUGCACCGGCAUUUCGAAAGCGAGGGUACAUGCCGCUGAAGCGUCUACGAGAGGAGAUCAAGGCCUGGGAUAAUAAUCGAAAUGAUGCUGACGAUCAUGGCGAACGGAUCGAGAAGCUCGAGGCUUUCCGCAAACUGGCAAAGAGCUGUGAAGGCUCAAGAGAUGUGGGAGGUCAACUGUUCGUAGCGUUGUUGCGAGGACUUGGCUUGGAGACUAGGAUGGUGUCGAAUCUACAGCCAGCAGGUAUUGGUUGGAGCAAGUCAGAGGAAGCCGACCCGAAGAAGACGAAGAAGGAGAAGAAGGCUGAGAAGGAAGCUGCGACGUCAGAAGCUGAUGAGAAGUUGGAGAAGUCCCCGGUUAAGAAGACGAACAAGAAGCCAGCUGGAAAGCCCAGAUCAAGCAUCGGCGAGUCGAAGCCGACGAAGCCUGCUCGGAAGUCUGUACGUGGUAACAAAGGAGAGCCGAUCAGUCUGGACGACUCGGAUAGUCCAUUAUCAGAGCCACCUUCAGGAGCUGAGUCUGUGGUGAUCCUGGAAGACGAUGACAGUGACGACUUAUCAGUCAUCGAUGUGACACCUGCGAGGCCGAAGGCUCCAACACGAAAGUAUGACCGCGAUAUGGCCUUUCCUACAUACUGGACCGAGGUGUGCUCUCCAGCGACUAACAAGUUCAUACCUGUCGACCCGAUCGUGCUUUCAACGAUCGCAUCCAAUGAUGAGCUCCUGCAGACCUUCGAGCCGAGAGGCAAGGGCGCGGAUAAAUCUAAACAGGCUAUGUGCUACACCAUAGCUUUCGCAGCAGACGGAUCAGCCAAGGAUGUGACCGUGCGGUAUCUCAAGAAACAUCAGCUGCCUGGCAAGACCAAAGGAGUGCGCAUGCCAGCCGAGAAGGUGCCAGUAUACAACAAACGGGGCAAAGUCAAGAACUACGAGAACUACGACUGGUUUCAAACUGUCAUGUCCGUCUACGAUCGACCGCAGAAGAAGCGUACUACAGCCGACGAUCUCGAGGAGCAAACAGAUCUCAAGCCAUUCAAGCAAGCCAAAGAAGAGAAGGAGGUCGAGAAGGAGAGUCUGCAGUGGUACAAGCAGUCUGCUGAGUUUGUGCUCGAGCAGCAUCUUCGCCGUGAAGAAGCCAUACUACCAGACGCUGAGCCGGUGAAGACGUUCACGGCCAAAGGCAAAGGUAAAGAGACUACAGAGCAUCCCGUCUUCCGCCGUGAAGAUGUUGUAGUCUGCAAGACUGUGGAGACAUGGCACAAAGAAGGCCGUGCGAUCAACGCAUCCGAGCAGCCCUUGAAGCAUGUGCCAGUCCGUGGUGUCACACUCACCCGCAAGCGGGAGAUGGAAGAGCAUCUUCAAGAGCAUGGAGAGAAGCUACAGCAAGGUCUUUACAGCUGGGACCAAACAGAUUGGAUCAUACCGCCUCCCAUCGAGAACGGGGUUAUCCCGAAGAACGCUUUCGGCAAUAUGGACGUCUACGUCAAGACCAUGGUGCCCGCAGGUGCUGUACACUUGGCGCUGAAAGGCUCGGCAAAGAUCUGCCGGAAGUUGCAGGUGGACUAUGCUGAAGCAUGCACAGGCUUCGAGUUCGGCAAGCAGCGUGCCGUGCCUGUACUGACCGGGGUCGUGGUCGCCAAAGAGAAUGCUGCCAAAGUAAAGGAGGCGUGGCGCGAGAUGAAGGCCGAGCAGCAGCGCAAGGAGGACACGAAACGCACAGCGGCAGCUCUCCAUUGGUGGCGCAAGAUGCUGAUGGGACUGCGUAUCAUUGAUAGGAUGAAGGCGGAGUAUACGAUGGAUGGCGCUGAUCCCGACGCGACGAAUCCAUUCGCCAGGAAGGGGAAGAAGAGCGCAUUCCCUUCGGCGCCGAAGGACCACGACGUUGGUGUGGGUGGAUUCUUUCAGCCUGGACAUGAUGAGGAGGAAGUGCCGCAACAUCGUGCUCAGUAUGAGGGAGGAGGAUUCAUGGUUGAUGAUGAGGAUGAAGAAGAGGACGGUGCCAAUGUUGAUGGUGGCGACGGUGGCUUUUUGGUCGAAGAAGACCCGGAUCAAUCUCGAGGUAUGCAACAAGCCGCCACGGAUCAUACGCCAGUCACCCCUAUGUCUUUGCAAUCUUUGCAUCAGGCUCAAGCACGUUCUGACGAGGAAGUGGAGGACAACGAAGUUGGUGACGAACAAGUGGUAAUGGAUGUUGAUGAUACGGCACCCGCCAAGUCUGCACACACCGCCAAAGCUCCAAAGAAAGCCGCCAGGUCUAGCACCACGAAUCCCAAGCCCACACCACCAGCCAAAGCGCAGCGCAAGCCCAGAGCGCGCAAAGUCGCCCCCACGCCGCCCACCGAAGACGAAGAUGAGGACGAGUCAUCCUUGUCCGAACCUGACCACGCCGAAUCAGAUGGAGACGAAGAAGAUUAUCGACCAGCCUCGCCUCAAGUCAUCGUCACGCCGCAAGCUAAGAAAGCCCAUGCAGCCCGUAGGAGGGGUUCUCGUGCUACGCAGAAGGUCACGCCGGUUAGAAGCCAGUACUUUACUGCAGCAGAGGAUGAGGAUGAUGAUGAUGACGAUGACGAGUCGAGUGAGCAGGAGGUGGUGAAGCCUACGCGAACCACUGCGAGGACUAGGGCGAAGAGGUGA